Paramormyrops kingsleyae is the source of this 1352-nucleotide messenger RNA. RefSeq names its product aldolase b, fructose-bisphosphate (gene aldob). The record is from RefSeq and is a predicted model, not a curated record. Lineage: Eukaryota; Metazoa; Chordata; Actinopteri; Osteoglossiformes; Mormyridae. Gene Ontology annotation, molecular function: fructose-bisphosphate aldolase activity. Gene Ontology annotation, biological process: glycolytic process.
CCAUCCGCCUUCGCCACGUUACUCCUCUCCUGUCAUCUGCAGCUUUGGGGUUUUUUCUUAAAUAGCGCGUCAGUCCCGUUGCCUCUUCCCAGUUUUUGUGAACUGCCGUGGAAGCCAGGCGUUCUUACUUCAGCAAUCGCAAUCAAGACUUCAAUAAGAUGACUCAUCAGUACCCGUCACUCUCUCCAGAGCAGAAGAAGGAGCUCUCCACCAUUGCCCAGCGCAUAGUUGCUCCUGGAAAGGGCAUCCUUGCAGCAGAUGAGUCUGUUGGUACUAUGGGGAAGCGCCUUCAGAAGAUAAACGUGGAGAAUAACGAAGAGAACCGCCGCUUCUUCCGCGACCUGCUCUUUUCUGUCGAUUCCUCCAUUGCCAACAGCAUAGGCGGAGUCAUCUUCUUCCAUGAAACCCUGUACCAGAAGUCUGACAAGGGAGUUCUGUUCCCUAAGCUCAUUAAGGAGAAGGGCAUCGUGGUGGGCAUCAAGGUGGACAAAGGAACAGCCGGUCUGAACGGGACAGACGGGGAAACAACAACACAAGGGCUCGAUGGUCUGGCGGAGCGCUGUGCCCAGUACAAGAAAGACGGCUGUGACUUUGCCAAGUGGCGGUGCGUGCUGAAGAUCUCUGACGGCUGCCCGUCGGCCCUUGCGAUCGCUGAGAAUGCCAACGUACUCGCUAGAUAUGCCAGCAUCUGUCAGCAGAAUGGCUUGGUUCCUAUUGUGGAGCCUGAGAUCUUGCCGGAUGGAGACCAUGACUUGAAGCGGUGUCAGUAUGUGACUGAGAAGGUGCUGGCGGCCGUGUACAAGGCCCUCUCCGACCAUCAUGUCUACCUGGAAGGCACCCUGCUGAAGCCUAACAUGGUCACUGCAGGGCAUUCGUGUCCUAAGAAGUUCAGCCCUGAAGAGGUCGCCAUGGCGACAGUUUCAGCCCUGAGGCGUACAGUGCCCGCCUCAGUGCCUGGUAUUUGCUUCCUGUCCGGAGGCCAGAGUGAAGAGGAGGCCUCUCUCAACCUUAAUGCAAUAAAUCAAACGCCCCUCCACCGACCCUGGAAACUGACAUUUUCCUACGGCCGUGCCCUGCAGGCUUCUGCCCUAUCUGCCUGGAAAGGCAAGCAAGAAAACAAGCAGGCUGCACAAAAUGCCUUUUGCACACGAGCCAAGAUUAAUGGCCUAGCAUCAAGGGGAGAAUACAAGCCUGCAGGUGAAGCUAACCAGGCCGCCACCCAAUCUCUCUUCACAGCCAGCUAUGUGUAUUAGAAUGCGAAUCCUUGGUGGAUUAUCCAGCAAACAGCACCCCAGACCAGCGACAGAAGCAAUCUCAUAAGUGAAUUAAAAACUGCCGUUCUACAGAUGAAA